Rosa rugosa (rugosa rose) is the source of this 2000-nucleotide messenger RNA. Its product is annotated as sulfite oxidase-like. The transcript is spliced from 10 exons. Gene Ontology annotation, cellular component: mitochondrion. The coding region runs from base 1024 to 1728 and encodes 234 amino acids. Lineage: Eukaryota; Viridiplantae; Streptophyta; Magnoliopsida; Rosales; Rosaceae. The record is from RefSeq and is a predicted model, not a curated record. Gene Ontology annotation, molecular function: molybdenum ion binding; oxidoreductase activity.
UCAUUUCUAAGGCGCGUCUUGAGGUAGAACUCACUAAAUUAUUAUUGAACACACAUGCAUGAUGCAUCACCGGCCCGGCCAUCAAACCACUCACUAUUGAAAAUCAUACAGACACUAAAUUCAGGAAAAAAGUUUACCAAACAAUUCUGUGGUCUAUCUGACUAUCUGAGUUUGGAGCUUAGUGUUCGUGCUACCAACUACCAAUCCCAUAUCCCCCCCACACGAAGAUAUAUAUUAGAUCAAAGCCCAAUUACCACGCAAAGCUUCUGUGUUAAUAUUCUUUCAGUUGCCGUUUAAUUCGUUGAUAUACAGAAUGUCAAGCUUAAGAGCCCCGUCAAAUUAUUCUGAAGAACCACCUCGCCAUCCAAGUCUCGUGGUAAAUUCCCAGGUUAAUCCACUCUCUCAUUCGUGUCUUUGAUUUUGUAAAAGAACAAAUAUAUUGUUGUUGUUGUGGUUUUCGGCGUCUUUUUUAUUUUCAAAUAUGCUGUACUGCUGUAUAUGCGUGAUAUAUACUGCAGGAACCUUUCAAUGCAGAGCCACCACGUUCGGCGUUGAUAGCCUCUUAUGUGACCCCAGUAGAUUUGUUCUACAAGCGAAACCAUGGACCAAUUCCUGUGCUUGAUGAUAUUGAAAGGUAUCGAGUUACUAUAUGCGGUAUUGCGGUUUGGUAGAAAAGCCUCUGGAAUUGUCAAUGGCAGACAUCAGGAAGCUUUCGAAGCACACUGUGACAGCAACAUUGCAAUGUGCAGGUAACAGGAGGACUGCAAUGAGCAAAGUAAAGCCGGUGAAAGGUGUUGGGUGCGACGUUUCUGCAAUUGGAAAACCAUUUCAAUUUCAUUAAUUCACAGAUACACUUGCACUUAAUUUCAACAUGUUUAUGACCAACUAAUAGCUCCUUAAUCAAUUUCAGCCAUUUGGGGUGGGGCUAAACUUGCUGAUGUUCUUGAACUUGUGGGAAUCUCAAAGUCAACAUCAGUAUCAUCACCCUUAGGGGGCAAUCAUGUUGAGUUUGUUAGUGUUGAUAUGUGCAAGGAGGAAAAAGGGGGGCCUUACAAGUCAUCAAUUCCAUUACUUCAAGCCACAAAUUUAGAUGCAGAGGUUAUCCUUGCAUAUGAAAUGAAUGGACAGCCUCUAAACAGGGAUCAUGGCUAUCCUCUGCGUGUGAUUGUUCCUGGUGUGAUUGGUGCUCGAUCUGUAAAAUGGCUUAGUUCCAUCAAUAUUAUUGAAAAUGAAUGCCAGGGAUUUUUUACGCAAAGGGACUAUAAAAUGUUUCCUCCUACAGUAAACUGGGAAAAUAUAGAUUGGUCAACUAGAAGGCCUCAGAUGGAUUUUCCAGUUCAGUCUGUGAUUUGUUCUCUGGAGGAAGAAAAUACAGUAGAGCCUGGAAAGAUUGUAGUUCAUGGAUAUGCAGUGUCUGGAGGCGGUCGGGGGAUUGAGCGAGUGGAUGUAUCUUUCGAUGGAGGCAAGACAUGGGAGGAAGCAAUCAGAUACCAGAAGAGUACUGAAGUCCCAUAUGUUGCUGAUGAUACAAGCAGCGGUGACAAGUGGGCAUGGGUGCUGUUUAAGGCUGAAGCAGAUGUCUCUCACACUACUGAAAUCGUCACCAAAGCAGUUGAUAUAGCUGGAAAUGUCCAACCCGAAAAUGUGGGUGUCAUCUGGAACCUGAGAGGAAUACUAAACACGUCUUGGCACAGGGUCCGUGUUGAAGUGGAGGACCCUAAUUUCUGAUUCUCAAUACUUGCGCACUCUUUAGGAGACAACUGUGUACAAUUCAAGCACCAGGAAUCAAAGCCUACCACAAAUCUGAACAUUUCAAUGCCACCUUACCUCACUGCUACAAGUGUGUGUAAUUUAUGUAAUCACUCUAAGGAAUAUGUACGAUUCAGACUCCUAAAUCAAUCCACGUCUUAUUCCAUUAUUAAGAGCCACCAUAUAUGUAGUAAGAACAAUUAUCACGCCAUGCACAACCAAUAAAAUUCAGCAAAUUCUCAAUGCUUCAA